This is a messenger RNA of Choloepus didactylus (southern two-toed sloth), 1137 nucleotides long. RefSeq names its product neuropeptides B and W receptor 1 (gene NPBWR1). The coding region runs from base 1 to 1137 and encodes 378 amino acids. Gene Ontology annotation, biological process: neuropeptide signaling pathway. NCBI's taxonomy places the organism in Eukaryota, Metazoa, Chordata, Mammalia, Pilosa, Megalonychidae. Gene Ontology annotation, molecular function: neuropeptide binding; neuropeptide receptor activity. The record is from RefSeq and is a predicted model, not a curated record. Gene Ontology annotation, cellular component: membrane; neuron projection. The transcript is spliced from 2 exons.
AUGCAUGCCACGGGUUGGAAUGAGAUUUCGACAGGUAGCCGAGAGCGUUCGGGGGCGGACUGCGGGGUGGCGGGCAACGCGCCUCCGCGCGAAGGCUGGAGAAGCGCCGCGGGCGCAGCGGCAAGCACCCCGCUCAGGUUCCUACGCCGGGCUGCAACCGGGGGCCCGACGUCUACCCCCGGAGAGAUGCCCAACGCGUCGUUCUCCCAGCCGAGCCCGGCCAACGCGUCGAGCCCGCAGCCACUGCCGCAGCCACUAGUCGUGGCGGUCCCCGUGGUGUAUGCGGCCAUCUGCGCCGUGGGACUGGCGGGCAACUCCGCGGUGCUGUACGUGCUGCUGCGGAGGCCGCGCAUGAAGAGCGUCACCAACCUCUUCAUCCUCAACCUGGCCAUCGCCGACGAGCUCUUCACGCUCGUGCUCCCCAUCAACAUCGCCGACUUCCUGCUGCGCCAGUGGCCCUUCGGGGAGCUCAUGUGCAAGCUGAUGGUGGCCAUCGACCAGUACAACACCUUCUCCAGCCUCUACUUCCUCACUGUCAUGAGCGCCGACCGCUACCUGGUAGUGCUCGCCACGGCCGAGUCGCGCCAGCUGGCCUGCCGCACUUACGGCGCCGCGCGCGCGGUCAGCCUGGCCGUGUGGGGCUUCGCCACGCUCGUUGUGCUGCCCUUCGUCGUCUUCGCGCGGCUCGACGACGAGCAGGGCCGGCGCCAGUGCGUGCUGGUCUUCCCGCAGCCCGAGGUCGUCUGGUGGCGGGCCAGCCGCCUCUACACGCUGGUGCUGGGCUUCGCCAUCCCGGUGUCCGCCAUCUGCGGCCUCUACACCAGCCUGCUGUGCCGGCUGCGCGCCAUACGCCUGGACAGCCAGGCCAAGGCCCUGGACCGCGCCAAGAAGCGGGUGACGGUGCUGGUGGCGGCUAUCCUGGCCGUCUGCCUGCUCUGCUGGACGCCCUAUCAUCUGAGCACCGUGGUGGCGCUCACCACCGACCUGCCGCAGACGCCGCUCGUCGUGGCCCUCUCCUACUUCAUCACCAGCCUCAGUUACGCCAACAGCUGUCUCAACCCCUUCCUCUACGCCUUCCUGGACGAGAACUUCCGCAGGAGCCUACGCCAGGUGCUGACCUGCCGCGCCUCGGCCUGA